This is a messenger RNA of Cornus florida, 2753 nucleotides long. Its product is annotated as heat shock cognate 70 kDa protein 2-like. NCBI's taxonomy places the organism in Eukaryota, Viridiplantae, Streptophyta, Magnoliopsida, Cornales, Cornaceae. The transcript has 2 exons. The record is from RefSeq and is a predicted model, not a curated record. Gene Ontology annotation, cellular component: cytoplasm. Bases 195 to 2141 code for a protein of 648 amino acids. Gene Ontology annotation, biological process: protein refolding; cellular response to unfolded protein. Gene Ontology annotation, molecular function: heat shock protein binding; misfolded protein binding; ATP hydrolysis activity.
GUUGGAGGAACAUUCUGGAACCUGAAAAGGACGUACGGAAGGCCAAUAUAAACCAUUCCUUCUCUCACUCUGCCUUCAUCUCUAGUCUCUGAAAUCUCUCUACCUCACUAACCCUAACCCUAAUCUUUCGUCACACAGCCGCUCUCUUUGAAUCUUUGUUUAAUUUUCCGCUGAUUCGUAGCUAAGAUCAAACAAUGGCUGGAAAAGGUGAAGGUCCGGCGAUCGGAAUCGAUCUCGGAACGACAUACUCGUGCGUCGGUGUUUGGCAACACGAUCGUGUUGAGAUCAUAGCCAACGAUCAAGGCAACAGGACGACUCCGUCUUACGUCGCUUUCACUGAUACUGAGCGUUUGAUCGGCGAUGCUGCGAAGAACCAGGUCGCCAUGAACCCCAUAAACACCGUCUUCGAUGCAAAACGUCUCAUUGGGAGGAGAUUUAGUGAUGCCCCUGUUCAGAGUGAUAUCAAGUUGUGGCCCUUCAAAGUCAUUCCUGGUCCUGGUGACAAGCCAAUGAUUGUUGUAAACUACAAGGCUGAGGAAAAGCAGUUUGCUGCUGAGGAAAUAUCCUCUAUGAUUCUUACCAAGAUGAAGGAGAUUGCAGAGGCAUACCUUGGAUCAAUUGUGAAGAAUGCCGUUGUCACUGUUCCUGCUUACUUCAAUGACUCACAGCGCCAGGCUACCAAGGAUGCUGGUGUCAUUUCUGGACUCAAUGUCAUGCGCAUUAUCAAUGAGCCAACAGCUGCUGCCAUUGCAUAUGGUCUUGACAAAAAGGCUACCAGUGUUGGGGAGAAGAACGUCCUUAUCUUUGAUCUUGGUGGUGGAACUUUUGAUGUUUCCAUUCUCACCAUCGAGGAGGGUAUUUUUGAGGUGAAAUCUACAGCUGGAGAUACUCAUCUUGGUGGAGAGGAUUUUGAUAACAGAAUGGUGAACCAUUUUGUUCAGGAGUUUAAGAGGAAGCACAAGAAGGACAUCAGUGGUAACCCCAGAGCACUGAGGAGACUGAGGACCUCUUGUGAGAGGGCAAAGAGGACUCUCUCUUCCACCGCGCAGACCACCAUUGAAAUUGAUUCUCUAUUUGAGGGCGUCGACUUUUACUCCACCAUAACUCGCGCUAGGUUUGAGGAGCUGAAUAUGGAUCUCUUCAGGAAGUGUAUGGAGCCUGUCGAAAAAUGUCUGAGAGAUGCCAAGAUGGACAAGAGCACUGUACAUGAUGUUGUUCUUGUUGGUGGAUCUACCAGAAUUCCAAAGGUACAGCAACUGUUGCAGGACUUCUUUAACGGAAAGGAGCUGUGCAAGAGCAUCAACCCUGAUGAGGCAGUCGCCUAUGGUGCUGCUGUUCAAGCUGCCAUUCUGAGUGGGGAGGGCAACGAAAAGGUUCAGGACUUGUUGCUGUUAGACGUUACUCCUCUCUCCCUUGGGUUGGAAACUGCUGGAGGAGUCAUGACUGUUUUAAUCCCAAGGAAUACCACCAUUCCCACCAAGAAGGAACAGAUAUUCUCUACCUACUCUGAUAACCAACCUGGUGUGCUGAUUCAGGUAUACGAGGGAGAGAGGACGAGAACAAGGGACAAUAACUUGUUGGGUAAAUUCGAGCUUUCGGGCAUCCCUCCAGCCCCCAGGGGUGUGCCUCAAAUCACUGUCUGCUUUGAUAUUGAUGCUAACGGUAUAUUGAAUGUCUCUGCCGAGGACAAAACAACAGGGCAGAAAAACAAAAUCACAAUCACCAAUGACAAGGGCAGGCUAUCGAAGGAGGAAAUUGAGAAGCUGGUCCAGGAAGCAGAGAAGUACAAGGCAGAGGAUGAGGAACACAAAAAGAAAGUGGAGGCCAAGAAUGCGCUUGAGAACUACGCCUAUAACAUGAGGAACACAGUGAAGGAUGAAAAGAUUGGUUCUAAGCUCAACCCAGCUGACAAGAAGAAGAUUGAGGAUGCAAUUGAUGAGGCCAUUAAUUGGCUUGACAGCAACCAACUUGCAGAAGCUGAUGAGUUCGAGGACAAGAUGAAGGAACUCGAGGGCAUUUGCAACCCUAUUAUUGCAAAAAUGUACCAAGGUGCUGGUGCAGACAUGGGUGGUUCCAUGGAGGAUGAUGCUCCUCCAGCUAGUGCAAGUGGUGCUGGGCCCAAGAUCGAGGAGGUUGAUUAAAGCAUUGAAACUGGAAUUUCUCAUUUUAUUGUUUCUAGUACUCUUAUGGUAAAUAGUCCGAUUUAGAACUACUAUUUUGGAUCCUAAUGGCCCUUGUGAUAUUGGGUCUCUGAAUUUUUAUGGGAUCUUUUUUUUGACAUUGCUUCUCUUUUACCUUUUCGGUAGUAAGUUCCUUUCUCUACCUUUUGAAGCUAAAGCAUUCACCCUGACUCAAUCUAUAUGGUUUUUUACAAAUCUCGUUUUCUACCUCUUUGAAUGAUUACUCUGACUCAACCCAACUGAGGUGGAACUAAUCUUUUGAUCAGUACGUAGAAAGAAGAGAGAGCUUGGAUUAUCAGUCGGAAAUUAUCUACUGGCAAACAACUUUGGUUCUUAUCCUUUCUGUUUGCCAUUUUAUAUUCCAUUUGGAGAUUAUUCCAGAAAAUGACUUAAACAAAGCUUGCUUUUCUUUCGUGAGUGUGCCUUUUUCUUUGUCAAUAGGGAUUUUUUUUUUUACUGGGAAAUAAUAUAAUUUUCUUUGAUGAACGCUAAAUCUUUUCAGCAAAUAUUUCUAAUAUCAGAUUGCACUUCAUGCUCCCGCUUGGAUACUUGGAACUGGCUCCUUAAUUAUUU